AUGGGUUUUGAUCCCACCACCACCACCCUUAGGUUUGUCGAAGCUCUGCGCCUUGUUAAUGGAUUGAAUAACGAAACAAUCAAAGCAAGAGUUGAAGUCUACAACAGGCUAGGCUUUGCUGCGGAUGCUGUAUGGACAAUCUUCAAGAAGUGGCCAACCUUCUUGUCAUACUCGGACAAGAAUAUAGCUGAAUCCCUUGAGACAUUUCUAGAGCUGGGAUUCAGCAGAGAUGAGUUUGUGAUGAUUCUCAAGCGUUUUCCUCAAUGCCUUGGAUUAUCUGUUGGGAUGGUGAAGAAGAAAACUGAGUUUUUGGUGAAGAAAGAGAUGAAUUGGCCGCUAAAGGCUGUGGCUUCGUACCCUCAGGUGCUUGGAUACAGCAUGGAGAAGAGGAUUGUGCCAAGGUGUAAUGUAAUCAAAGCUCUUAUCGCCAAAGGGUUGAUCAAAAGUGAACUCCCUCCAGUGUCAACUGUUUUGGCAUAUACAGAUCAGGAGUUCUUGAAAAGGUAUGUGAAACAUGGUGAUGAUGAUCUUGUGGCUGAGUUGAUGGGUAUUCUCACUGGAGAGACAAGAGCAAAAAGAUAA
This is a messenger RNA of Eruca vesicaria subsp. sativa (arugula), 582 nucleotides long. The record is from the annotation of a GenBank genome assembly. NCBI's taxonomy places the organism in Eukaryota, Viridiplantae, Streptophyta, Magnoliopsida, Brassicales, Brassicaceae.